CGGUACAGUAUGGAGGCUGUGUGGAGCAGAGCUGGAGCAUGUGCUGAGUGUUUCUACAGAGAGAGAUAAACAGAAACAUAGGAUCCUGAUUGUGGAGUAAUUCUGGACGGGCAGGAUGAUCACCCCGGCGUUUGAGCUGAGUCAGGACCCGGAUUAUCUCACGCUGGUUAUCCGAGUGCCGUACACCCGGACGUCUGAGUUUGAUGUUUACAUUGAUGGGGAAGACUUCAAGUUCUACGCCAAGCCUUAUUUUCUCAGGUUGACUCUGCCUGGGAGGAUAGUGCAGGAUGGAAGGGAAAAGGCCUCGUUUGACAUUGAUAAAGGACUGUUUACGAUGCGCGUUCCCAAGGAGACGGCGGGUCAGGACUUCGAGGGUCUUCAGAUGCUGACGAGUCUUCUGGCUCCUAAGGGAUGUAGAUCCGCUAAACCCCUGGUGGAGGACGUAGGCACGAGCGGCAGAAGCGAGGCAGAUGAGGAUGAGGAUGAGGAUGAAGAUGAAGAGGAGGAUUUUGAUUGGCAGGUAGAGCAGGAGCCGUAUGUAGAAUCUUCAGAGGACGACCUGAAAAAGCUGCAGAAAUACGGGUUUGGGAACCUGAGGACCGGAGUCUUCUCCAGACUGCAGGAGGAGCUGUCAGAUGUUAUUGAUUUAGAAGAUCCAGAAAAUUCAACUCCUGCUAUGCGGAGAAGCAGCCGCUUGAAUGCUGAGACCACCAUAUUUUGUGCUGAUCACUAUCUGUGUGAUCUGUAUGAAGGUGAGGAGACGAGGCAGAUUCACCUGGAAUUUAAGCCGUGGUGGAGCGAGCUGAAGCCAGACGCUGAUCUCUCUGAACCUGCUGUGAUUUUCACGGACGAUGAAAAAGAGCAGAUGAGGAAAUUCACCAAUCGUUCCUACCUGCUGGAUAAAGCCACCCGACACCAGGUUUGGCUCGGCCUGGUGGACGUCAUCCUCGCCUAUGUGUAUGACGUUCGCACUACAGAAGGAGAACACAACGUGGAGUCAGCAUGGACCAUCAGGAAACUCAGUGGAACUCUGAGCUGGCUUGAGACGUAUCACUCAGUGCAGGAGGUGCUGGUGUCGUUUGGGAGGAGGGUGUUGUGUUAUCCGCUACACCGCCACUUCUCUCUGAUCACCACCGCAGUGAGAGACGCCGCUCACAUUUUCCAGUGCGGUAAAGCCUGCGUCCUGAAGUGCCUCCUCUCCAUCCAUAAGAUCUUCAGAGAGAACGAGCCGGCCUACAUCCUCAACGACCUCUACAUCUCAGACUACUGCGUCUGGAUCCAGCGGGUGAAAUCGAGGCACGUGGUGGCUCUGGCUGAUCCACUGCGUAAAUCCGAGCUUCAGAAGGACCAUUUGGACCUGGAGCUGAUCAUUCUGGAGAAAGCUGCUGAACUGGUGGUUGAGGAGGAAGAGGAGGAGAAAAAGAAGGAGAGAAAAGAGGAGGAAACAUCCAGCAGCAGCAGUAGUGAAGAAGAGGAGGAGGAAGACUCUACCAGCAGCAGUGAAGAAGAAGAGGAAAAGGAGGCGGAGAAAGAUAACAGCAGCGUUUUUCAGUCUUCAGAAACACAAGAACGGAGAGAUCAGCUGAUCCAGGAGCUGAGCGAGAGGAUGGAGGAGGGGCUGAGGAUGGAGGAGGAGGACGUCCCUCAGUCCUCCCGUCCCUCCAGCAGUCUCAGCUCACAGAGACCAGCAGGAGACGCGUCCCCGUCCUCUGCAGCUACAGCAGCUGGAGGAGGAGGAGGACGAACCAGCAGAGCUCUGGUGGACAUAUCUGGACAGUCUCAGAGCUGUAGGAAGACGCUGAACAUCGUGGACACUGAGGACCUGGACAGCGACGACGAGGAGGACGAGUACGAGGAGAAGAAGACAGCAAAUCACUGAUGAUGUGAUGAACAGAUAUAAGAGGAGACAAAAAAGACAAAAAGAAAAAGAGCAGAAAAAGAGUUUUUUCCAGUUUUUGUUGGACGUUUUUGGAUGUAUUUCCUUCAGCCAAGCUUGGAUUUACUCGUAUUUUGUAAUUUGUAAUUUGUUUAAGUAUUUUUUCUACCUUUUUCCAUUCAUGCACUUUCCAUGAUUUCAUGAUUCCAUGAUUUUAUGAUUGCAUGACUUGUAAAUGUAAAUGAUUAAAUAUGAACCAGCUUUCUAUCAAAAAGUGCAGCUGAUUUUAUUUGAUGAUAUUAAACUGUAUUUACUAUAAUAAUAUAAAAGCAAGCAGGGUUGUGGGUUGUGUAUGGUAGGGUCAUUUAAGGGUGAUUUAGUAAGACACAGUUUUUGAGCUGAACACGUCUGUACAGAUCUGUUUCUGUAAAACUGAAGAGUUUAAUCAUGAUUUAGAUUUUUUUUAUUUACUUCAUGCAAGAAAAUAAACCUUAUCUAACUGUCCCAAUCACCCUUAAUUUACCCAGCUGAACUGAGGUUCUCUGAGCUUCUUUCUAGAAAUGCAUUGUUUAAAUCCUUGGUAUAAAUAUUAAUACUGAUAUUAUAUAAUGGUAAUUUCAUAUUCAAUAAUAACAUGUUAUAUAUGUUAAAAAAACAAGUUUUUAAUGUGUUUUACCCAGGAAUUAAUAUUUUUUUGGGACCAAAUUUACAGAAAUAUCGUUUUGAGAGUUUGAUGAUCACCACUCAAUGAGAAAAUCAGAUUAGAAUACAUAUUCAGCUCUGAAAGAAAAAUAAGAAUCCACUUAAAAAUGAUGAGUUUCUUUAAUUUUACCAAAUUGAAAACCUCUGGAAUAUAAUCAAGAGGAAGAUGGAUGAUCACAAACCAUCAAACCACCAAACUGAACUGC
This is a messenger RNA of Astyanax mexicanus (Mexican tetra), 2784 nucleotides long. It is a transcript of the gene shq1, whose product is annotated as SHQ1, H/ACA ribonucleoprotein assembly factor. The transcript has 12 exons. The record is from RefSeq and is a predicted model, not a curated record. NCBI's taxonomy places the organism in Eukaryota, Metazoa, Chordata, Actinopteri, Characiformes, Acestrorhamphidae. The coding region runs from base 116 to 1879 and encodes 587 amino acids. Gene Ontology annotation, biological process: box H/ACA snoRNP assembly. Gene Ontology annotation, cellular component: cytoplasm; nucleoplasm.